AUGCUCGGCGCGAUCUUUCGCAUUGAUGAAGUGAGAUUAGAUGAUGAGAAAGAAAUGUGGGUGAUAAAGCUGACAAUGUGUAGUGAGAAUGAGAAUGAGCUGAGAGAUGAGUUUGAUUAUUAUCGACAACAAAUGGGAGAACAUAUUAGUCUGGUGUCAUUGGGAAAUUUGAUGGGUAGAAUGGGUGAAUAUAAUAAGGCUAUAGAAUUUUUCAACAGACAUUUGGAAGAAGAUCCAAACAGCAGUGCCAGCUAUACUGGACUUGGAUAUGUUGCUAGAGAGAGAGGAGAGAUGGAUGUGGCACUUGAAUAUUAUUCGAAAGCACUUGAGAUGGAUCUCAAAACACUAUCUCCUCAUCAUCCAAACAUUGCCACGGACUACAUGAGUCUCGGUGUUUCAUAUGACGAUAAAGGUUUGUCCGAUAAAGCACUUGAAUAUUAUAAGAAGGCAUUGAAGGUUAAUCUCAAAGCAUACGGAGAAGAACAUGCUCAUGUUGCCCUUGUUUAUCACAACAUGGGUAGUGCAUAUGACGAGAAACAAGAGUAUGAGAUGGCUUUGCAGUAUUAUAAGAAAUGUCUUUGUAUACGAGAAAAGGUGUUACCCAAACAUCAUCCUGACACAGCGUCAACUCAUAACAAUAUGGGUAACACAUAUGAUCAUCUCAACGAUCAUCAGUCAGCUUUGGCAUCUAAAGAAAAAGCGCAUGCUAUAUGGAGAGUGUUCAUGUAUUGUGUCAUUGUUUGA
Messenger RNA from Didymodactylos carnosus, 744 nucleotides. NCBI's taxonomy places the organism in Eukaryota, Metazoa, Rotifera, Eurotatoria, Philodinida, Philodinidae. The record is from the annotation of a GenBank genome assembly.